AACAUGGUGCAGAGGGUAGCAAUAAUUGGGGCGGGCCCCUCCGGUCUGACCAGCAUAAAGGCCUGUCUGGAGGAGGGCCUGGAGCCCACCUGCUUUGAGAGCAGCGACGACAUGGGCGGACUGUGGAAGUUCAAGGAGGUGUCGGAGACUGACAGGGCCAGUAUCUACCGUUCUCUCACCAUCAACACCUCCAAGGAAAUGAUGUGCUACAGCGACUUCCCCAUCCCCGCGGAUUACCCCAAUUACAUGCACCACUCUAAAAUCCUGACGUACCUCCGGAUGUAUGCGGAGCACUUCAAACUGCUACAGCACAUCCACGUCCAGACAAGGGUGAAGAGUGUUAAACAGAGGUCAGACUUUUCUCGCACUGGUCAGUGGGAGGUGGUAACUGAGAACUGUGGGGGACAGGAGGAGAGGCAUGUCUUCGAUGCAGUCAUCAGCUGCUCAGGUCACUACACUUACCCUCACCUGCCACUCAAAGACUUCCCAGGAAUUGAGACAUUCGCGGGCAAGUACCUCCACAGCUGGGACUACAAGGGACCCGAGGACAUGUAUGGGAAAAGGGUGGUGGUCAUCGGCAUCGGUAACUCAGGGGGCGACAUCGCUGUGGAGAGCAGCAGAGUAGCAGAGCAGGUCUACUUGAGCACUCGCCGUGGUGCCUGGGUCAUCCGUCAGGUGUCGGACAACGGUCUGCCGGUGGACAUGAAGUACAACACGCGUUUUGUUCACAUCCUCUUCCAACUGCUGCCCGUUAACUUUCUAAACUGGGUUGGCGAGAAGAAAGUAAACGCCAUGUACGACCACACCAUGUAUGCACUCAAGCCCAAACACAGGCUGUUCAGCCAGAUUCCAGUCAUUAAUGACGACCUGCCCCUCAAGAUUUUGUCCGGGUCUGUCAUUAUCAAGCCGAACGUGAAGGAGAUCCGUGGCUCCACUCUGGUGUUCGCUGACGGCAGUGUCGUGGAGAAGGUAGAUACACUUGUGUUUGCCACUGGAUACAGCUACGACUUCCCCUUCCUUCCUCCUAAUGUCAUGCACAAGUCUGGCCACCGUGUGGGUCUCUACAAGCAUGUCUUCCCCCCCAGCAUAGAGCACCCCACCUUGGCUUUGGUGGGUUUCAUCCAUGCCCUGGGAGCCAUCAUGCCUCAGGCUGAGAUGCAGGCUCGCUGGGUCACCCGUGUCUUCAAAGGGCUGAACAAGCUGCCUUCCAACCAGGCCAUGAUAAAGGCGGUUGAGAGGGAUACCGAGGACAUGGAGAAAAGCUACAUCGUGUCCAAGCUGACACCCCUGCAGGUGGACUUUGUCUCCUACAUGGACGACUUAGCUGGAGAGGUUGGUGUGCGGCCAAGCCUUCUGUGGCUCUUCUUCACAGACUACUCACUAUUCAAGAAAGUGUUGUGGGGGCCCGUCACAGCCUACCAAUACCGUUUGACGGGACCAGGAAAAUGGGACGGGGCCCGCAGAGCAAUCUUCACCCAGUUUGACCGCAUGUACCAGGCCCUGAAAACAAGACCGGUGGCAGAGCCUGAGACUUCGAUUGCUGGCCCGAUGCUAAAGCUGAGCCUGGCUGUCAUGGCUGGAGGAGCCGCCAUCUACUAUGUCCAUGUCCGCAACCCCUCCACCAUCCCCACCUUACUCUCCAACCUAUGUCCACAGACAGCUUGA
Lampris incognitus (smalleye Pacific opah) is the source of this 1665-nucleotide messenger RNA. Its product is annotated as flavin-containing monooxygenase 5-like. The coding region runs from base 4 to 1665 and encodes 553 amino acids. Gene Ontology annotation, molecular function: flavin adenine dinucleotide binding; NADP binding; N,N-dimethylaniline monooxygenase activity. NCBI's taxonomy places the organism in Eukaryota, Metazoa, Chordata, Actinopteri, Lampriformes, Lampridae. The transcript is spliced from 10 exons. The record is from RefSeq and is a predicted model, not a curated record.